Messenger RNA from Mytilus trossulus (common blue mussel), 2528 nucleotides. Its product is annotated as toll-like receptor 4. NCBI's taxonomy places the organism in Eukaryota, Metazoa, Mollusca, Bivalvia, Mytilida, Mytilidae. Bases 39 to 2528 code for a protein of 829 amino acids. Gene Ontology annotation, biological process: toll-like receptor signaling pathway; immune response; inflammatory response. Gene Ontology annotation, cellular component: plasma membrane. The transcript has a single exon. The record is from RefSeq and is a predicted model, not a curated record. Gene Ontology annotation, molecular function: protein binding; transmembrane signaling receptor activity.
UCAGGAAGUAGUUGAAUUGCAAUCGCUUAUACUGACAAAUGGACAACAUGUUACUUUUCAUAGUUUUGUGUACUACAUUUGUGCAUCCAUAUAGAACUGUGCUUGCAAAAUGCCAUUUCACAGGAAAGGUUGGUUACAUUGAGGCUUUGUGCAAACACCAAGGAUUUACAUCAGUUCCGAAGAAAUUACCAAGUGACAUAAAGAAACUGGAUUUAAGUUACAAUCGACUGACCAGACUUGAUGCCGACGAAUUUUAUAGAUAUAAGUAUUUAGAAGAGCUAAUAAUUGAUAAUAACGUCAUCAGAAUGUUGCAUUCUAAUGCUUUUAAUGGCUUAUCAUUAUUGAGACAUUUGUCUUUGUCUAAAAAUAAUCUGGAUGUAUCUAAAUCGUAUCACCAUAAAGUGUUUGAGUCUCUACAGAAUUUAUCAGUUUUAGACAUAAGUAAAAAUAUGAAACGUUUAAAUAACAGCCCGUAUAAAGUUCCCGUUAGUAAACUCCGUACAUUGCGUGAGCUGAGCAUCGAUCUUGUUUAUAAUGCAACGUUCGGACGGCAGUUCAAGAAGUUGUACAAUUUACAAAUAUUGAGAUUUGAUUAUUGCCAUGUUAGUUAUUUAUACAAUGAAACAUUCAUAGGAAUGCCGGUAAAUAUAAAGGAAUUCCACAUGACCACUUGUAAAAACUUUGUCGUCAUUGAAGGUGGCGUCUUAGUUCCAUUUCAACAUCUAAAAGUGUUGAAUCUUACUAGCAGCAAUAUUCACUUAACACAGGCUCUGAAUAUUUUACAUCCAUUUCAGAAUAAAUCAAUGGACGCACUUCUCUUUCGUGGAAUAACUUUUGCUGAUUAUAAACAUGGCUUAGACGCAGUAAUUCUUACACCAGAGAUGAUGAAAUAUAUAAGAAAUAUCUGUAUAAAAACACUUGAUCUAUCUGACAAUGACAUUAUACUAGUAAAAAACAGGUCGUUAGUUAUGUUCAAACAUCGAGAGUGCUUUGAAAACAUUAUGUUAUCUGCAAAUAGUUUUAGUUUGGAUAACUGGGCAGUUGAUUUAUUCAUAUUCUUAUUCACGUUGACGAACAUUAAAAUGAUUGAUUAUUCAUAUUUUCCAUUACGGUUUGAAAAUCCAGUUUUCCUUGACGUAAUAAAAAGAAAUAAUCAUACAACAAUGGAACAUGUGCAGGGCAAAUGGAGGCGAAAGGUCAUACCAAUAACAGUAAUCCUUCCAAGUCAAAUUCAGUUUGUGAGAAUAACGCAUGUUAUGGCUAUAAAUGCAUUUAGGGAAAUAAAAACAAUAAAUAGCUCCCUUCGUCACCUCGAAAUAUCUUACUUUGAAACACAUAUCUUUCCACUUUUAACUGUUGAUGGAUUCAAUAGUUUAGAGCAUUUAGAUUUGUCAGGAAUCAGAUCAGUUUUAACUAUUGGAGAAAGCAAAAUUCCAGUUUUAAUCCAUCUUACAACACUUAUCUUGAAAGAAACACACUUGUAUGAUAUUUUACAAACUAAUACAACAAUAUUAAGGUUUUGUCCAAAUAUAAUAAAUUUGGAUAUAUCAUAUAAUUAUAUCUGGAAGAUCAAAGCAAAUUCACUUGGACAAUUACUUAAUUUGAAACAGCUCAAUGUCUCUCAUAAUUUGUUUGAGACAGUUCCGGAUGUCGUUACAACAUUUAGUAACUUGAUCGAACUCGAUUUGUCAUACAAUCAAUUAACAACAAUUGGAAAGAAUAUACUAGAGUGGAUUGAUACCCAGAAUAAAAAACAUGGAACUUUUUACUUAUAUCUAAGUAAUAACCCUUUAAUUUGUUCGUGUGACACCACUCCAUUUCUACGUUGGAUUUUGACAUAUAAAGUAAAGUUAGAUUAUAAUGGUAAUUACUCCUGUUGGGUUUCUUCAAGAAAAGGUAUCAACUACACAAGAAAUGUUGCUCAAAACUUUCAUCAUUAUUUCGUUGACUGUAAUACAACUGUGUGGAUCAAGUUAGGCAUGUCAUUAUUGGUGUCCGUUUUAUCUAGUGUACUUUGUAUUGCUCUAUUGUACAAUUUUAGAUGGAGAAUAGUUUUCUUUUUCUUUCGAAAUUUUCGGAGAUUUGCUGAGAAAGGUCUCGAGUUAACUUUUGAUUAUGACGUUUAUGUUUCAUAUUCCGAUGACUGCGUUUCUUUCGUGAAAGAAUUACAAGAGAAAGUAGAGAACGAAUGGGGAUUCAAAAUCUGCUUUGAAGAUAGAGAUUUCAUUAUAGGCGAAUCAAUUGCUAGUGAAAGAGCUACGUCUAUUAACAGUUGUAGACACAUUAUAUUUUUAGUAACUCCGUCAAUUGUUAAAAAUGAAUGGACUCGAUUUGAAAUUGAGCGAGCAAAGUAUGAAAAGUUUACAAAAAAUCUUCAAAAGAUUGUUGUUAUUACAAGAGAUAUCCCUUUAGAUGAUAUUCCAAUGGAAUUUUCCGCUAUUUGGAAAGAUGUAUUUUUAAUCCAAUGGCCGACCGAGAAGGUCUAUGUUCAAAUGGCUUGGCAAAAGCUUAGACUUUGGUUCUUUUGA